Molecule: messenger RNA, 1559 nt
Organism: Epinephelus lanceolatus (giant grouper)
Lineage: Eukaryota; Metazoa; Chordata; Actinopteri; Perciformes; Serranidae
Product: RNA/RNP complex-1-interacting phosphatase-like
Biological process (GO): protein dephosphorylation
Molecular function (GO): polynucleotide 5'-phosphatase activity
Source: RefSeq, a predicted model, not a curated record
AUUUUCCUGUUUUUCCUUUCAAAAAUACUGAUGUGUUCUUUUUAAUACAACAAGCUGAAUACAGUCAACGCCAUUGUGAUUGGCUGAGGCAGUAUGUCAUCAAAACGUACCCCAUAAAAGCCACUCUGAUUGGCCCAGGUGCCAACUGCCGGUAAGCAAAAAGAAGAAGAAGAAGACAGGUCGCUCACAAAUGGCCGCUUGGCUCUGUCCACCAUAGACGACCCCUACAAGAACCCACAGCCACCUGAAAUAUCAUCCACUAAAUUGCAGGUUCCACCUCAGAUGUCUGAUCAGAAGAAGAAGAAGAAGAAGAAAAAGAAGGGCAUCCCAGACCGAUGGCUGGACUACUGUCCCGUGGGACGGAGGAUCCCGGGGACUCGAUUCAUCGCCUUCAAGGUUCCUCUGAAGGCGUCUCUGAACAGUGGUCUCCCUGAGUCCGACUUGUUCGGUCUAUGGGAUCUGCUGGACUCUGUGCGGAGUCAGAACCAGGACCUGGGUCUCAUCAUCGACCUCACCUUCACCUCCAGGUACUACGCUCUGACCGACGUCCCGCAGUCCUGCAGCUACGUCAAGAUCCCCACCGAGGGUCACCGGGUUCCCUCUGACGCCACCGUCAUGAGCUUCAAACGGGCGGUGAGGUGGUUCCUGAGGGAGAACCGGGACAACGACCAGCUGAUCGGAGUCCACUGCACCCAUGGCCUGAACCGCACCGGCUACCUGGUCUGCAGGUACCUCAUCGAUGUGGACGGGCUGGAUGCAGCGGUGGCGCUGCAGCUCUUCAACUCCUGUAGAGGUCACCACAUAGAGAGGCAGAACUACCUGGACGACCUGCAGCGAGGCGCCAAGAGGAGCAACGCCGGCAUCAACGAGACUGAGGAGAAGGAGGAGGCUGUUAGAGGGCUCGCUGUGGAGAGACCGCCAUUGGCCGCCAAGGAACGGAGACAAGACGACCCGGCUGCGGAGAACCAACCAGCUGGUAACCGCCGCCACCGCUGUCACUCCCCUCCAUCACCUGGGCCCGGCCCCCCUCGAUAUAGGGAACAAACUGAGUCUGAGGCCCCGCCCCCCAGGAUAUAAGGAACAAACUGAGUCUAAGGCCCCGCCCCCCUCAAUACAGGGAACAAUCUGAGACUGAGGCUCCGCCCCCCUCCCUGGACACACAUUUUCUUUCUGUUACACCUGUGCAUGAGGUGAUGUCAGCUGGGCGUCAGUUUUCAGACUUGUGGUCGCCGUGACGUAGCGUCAUCUUCAACCUUUUAUCAGGACUUUUAUGUUCAGGUUUGCUUUUUUAUUUUUGAAACUUUUUUCAGUCAAAAAUAAAAACUUUUAUUUCCUUUUUUUCCUUUUUCCUUUUUUUAACAUCACAAAAAUGAAUAAAAAUCAACAAUCCGUCGUCUGUUUCUGUUGUUAAUAACAAUCAUGACUGUUUGUCAAUAAAGUUUUAUUAGAAACCAAAAAACAUCUUAACUAAUAAAGUUACAGUGACGACAGGAAAUGACACAGACAGUUCCUUCCUGUUUCCUGUAAAAAAAUAAAAAAAAAAGUCUUAAAAUUUUGCA